Messenger RNA from Lactuca sativa (garden lettuce), 2301 nucleotides. Lineage: Eukaryota; Viridiplantae; Streptophyta; Magnoliopsida; Asterales; Asteraceae. The record is from RefSeq and is a predicted model, not a curated record.
AUUUGUGUCCCCAUCCAUCUAUUAUUCCAUUUAUACAUUUCCCGUUCGAUUCUCUCUUUCUUCUUCUGAAUAUGGAUGUGAUCGAGCUUCGAGUUUUCACGGCAGUGGUUUCCCUUUCGAUGUAAGACAUCCACCUUCAGCUCCAACUUCAACCGCUAGGGUUCAAUCGAUCCAUCCAUCACUCCCAUGGAUCCUGAGCAGACUUUCAUCAGGGUUCAAGAACGAUUCUCACAUGUCCUCACACCAAGAAUACGAGCUUCUCUCGAGUACAUAUAUCUCUUCAUAGCCAUCACUCUCUUCUGUAUUCUGGUUGUUAUGCAUGCCAAUUACGUCCAACAGCCUGGGUGCUCAAGUGAACUUACUGGAGUUGCAACUACUGAAGCCCAACUUAUCCAAAUUAAGAUUACCAGUGCUGGCUUAUGGUCACAAAGUGAAUCUGGGUAUGAUUCAAAGAAUGUUGUUGACAAAGAAACUGAAAGUAAUGAUCUGAAAGUUGCAGAGCAAAAUGUUGACAAAUCAAACUUUGAGGAUGCACAGUUUUGGUCAACAUGGGUUAGUUCAAGCAGCAGGAGUGGGAAAUCGCCUCUAAAAUUCUGGAAAUCUGAUAAUGAACUUCUUGAAUCACAAUCUGAGACUUCUACUAACACUGAAAAUGUUGAAGAUACCUUCCGGAAACCUAAGAAAGAUGAGUCUCGUAGCAGAUUCCUUAUGUCAGCUAAAGAAUCACUUAAAGCUGCAAUAUUUCGUGUUCUUAGGAAAUGGCAUGGAAGGUUAUCGUUUUUUUGGAGACAUUCGACUCGAAUUGUGGGAAGUAUAUGGAAAAUGCAGGACAUUGCUGGGAUCCAUUUACAUAUUGAUAUCUAUAAAUAUCUUCGUAUACUUCAUCUGGACAAGCUUAAUUCAUUGGCAGUGCAGUGGCUUGAAACAAGAAGCAACGCAUUUGAACCAACUUAUCUGUAUACAAUGGAAAAGGGUUACUUUCUGCUGCCUGAAAAAGCCAAAGCUCAACAUAACAUCCGAACUGUCAACAUUAGCAUUUCAGCCCGGGACUCCUGCUUUGGGAACAGGUGGCAGCAGCUUCUGAUAAAUAGACUUGUAGGAUAUGACACUAUUUUGAUGAACAGUUUACUGAAUUCUCCGGGUCAAGGCUACUUGUAUAAUUACCAGACAAAAGAAUUCUACAAUCUUACAUAUGCACAUGAGCAACCAGAAGGGUCAGCCAGAUUUGGAGACUAUUUUGCUACCAAGUGUGGUGUGCUUAUGAUGUCACUCUUUGUGUUCUUCACCACAACAAUGUCAGUUUCAUUUACUUUAAGAGAGACACAAACUCGCAUGCUCAAGUUCACAGUGCAGCUCCAACACCAUGCGCGACAUCGUCUCCCGACUUUUCAGUUGAUUUUUGUUCAUGUGAUUGAAUCUCUAGUUUUUGUGCCUAUAAUGAUUGGGAUCUUGUUUUUUCUUUUUGAGUUUUAUGAUGACCAGCUUUUGGCUUUCAUGGUGUUGAUUCUUGUCUGGCUCUGUGAACUCUUCACUCUUAUCAGUGUUCGUACGCCAAUAUCAAUGAAGUUCUUUCCACGCUUCUUUUUGUUGUAUUUUCUGGUGUUUCAUAUCUAUUUCUUCUCCUAUACCCAUGGAUUUUCCUAUUUGGCCCUUUCAACAACUGCUGCAUUCAUGCAACACCUCAUCCUCUACUUCUGGAACCGAUUUGAAGUUCCAGCUUUACAAAGAUUUAUGCAAAACAGACGAUCACAAUUCCAACAACAACCAGACUUCCACAUCACCUCCUCCACAAUCCUCGCCUCAACUCUCCACAUCACCCGAUUAAACCCAUUAAGAAACGUAACACCAAAUCCACCACGAGGCGGUCAACCCGCUCCACCGCCAAUUCAAACAAACGGACCGCCGGAAAACCCCGCAACCCAACCACCGCCGCCAGAAAAUCAAGAAACCCAACCACCAAUUCCGGUGGCGGACGGUGGUGGAAACCCGGGAACAAUGAAUUCGUUCAGUUCGAUGCUGUUGUGGAUCUUGGGAGGCGCGUCUUCUGAGAGUUUGAAUUCAUUUCUCUCGAUGUUUAGAGAUAUGAGAGAUCAAGGACAAGGACAAGGACAAACGUAUGCGGAUGCCCCGAGGCAAGAAAACCGGGCAACUCAGACUUCUUCUCAAUGAAUUUGAAAAAUGUGUUGAUGUAUGCAUGCAUGUGUAUUGUAUGAUAUAUAUGCAUUGUUGAUAUUUUGUAUACUAGUGAUGAUGGUGGAUCUGAGUAAAUUAAACGACUUUAUAUAAAAGUUUUUGUAUCCA